AUGAAGUCCAACCUCGACCUUGUGAAUGACACCGAUGGCUUUCCAUACGAAGACGGCCCCAUCACCGUCAACGGCCAGGGCCUCUUCACCCUUCUCUGGCACGACGCCGACGGCGACUACGCCAUCGGCUACGUCCUGGACCGCGUUGUCGAUGAGCUUGCCCGGCUCCCCGCGUCUCUCACGGGCAACAUGCAGGCGGACCGCGCGGCGCGCACCCUCCGCAUGUUCCAGGACCUCGCCACGGAGCCCUCGCGCACCGCCGCCGUCGCGGCGCUGACGCAGCACCUGCGCGAGCACGACACGUUCCCGCUGCUCCGGGGCUGGCGCGACGAGCUCUGGCCGGUUCAUGGGCGGCGUGGCGAGCUGCUCUUCAGCGUGGAGCGCGCGGCCGUAGGCCUGUUUGGCGCGGUGCGCUAUGGUGUGCACCUGACGGCGUACGUCGAGGACCCGUCGGCGGUGCCGCACGGCAUCCGCAUAUGGGUGCCGCGCCGCGCCGCGACCAAGUCGACGUUUCCCGGCAUGCUGGACAAUACGGUCGCGGGCGGGCUGACAACGGGCGAGGAGCCGUUUGAGUGCGUGGUGCGCGAGGCCGACGAGGAGGCGAGCCUGCCCGAGGCGGUGGUACGCGCGGACACGCGGCCCGUCGGCGCGCUGACGUACAUGUACGUGACGGACGGGCCCGGCAACGGCGAGGCGGGCUACGUCUACCCCGAGGUAGAGUGGGCGUACGACCUGCGGCUGGACAAGGACGUGGUGCCGCGGCCCAAGGACGGCGAAGUCGAUGAGUUUUAUCUCUGCGACGUGGACACCAUCAAGCGGGACAUGGCGCGGGGCGAGUACAAGCCAAACUGCGCCCUGGUGAUGCUGGACUUCUUCAUCCGGCGUGGGAUCCUGACGGAGGAGGAGGAGCCGCAGCUAGCGGAGAUUCAGAGGAGGAUGCACAGGGAGCUGCCGUUUCCGGGGCCGCAUUGGAGCCAUUGGCGCAGCAGUGCAUGA
Beauveria bassiana ARSEF 2860 is the source of this 996-nucleotide messenger RNA. Its product is annotated as NUDIX domain-containing protein. Gene Ontology annotation, molecular function: 8-oxo-dGDP phosphatase activity. The coding region runs from base 1 to 996 and encodes 331 amino acids. Lineage: Eukaryota; Fungi; Ascomycota; Sordariomycetes; Hypocreales; Cordycipitaceae. The record is from RefSeq and is a predicted model, not a curated record. The transcript is spliced from 2 exons.